Molecule: messenger RNA, 333 nt
Organism: Miscanthus lutarioriparius
Lineage: Eukaryota; Viridiplantae; Streptophyta; Magnoliopsida; Poales; Poaceae
Source: the annotation of a GenBank genome assembly
AUGACCGACUUCAAGCUACCUGACAACGACUCCUCCAAGGAGGAAGAAGUCGAGCGUUGGUGGAGCACUAGCAACGAGGGAUCUAGCGUCGAGAGCUCGCCGGAUCAGAGUCCAUUGGACUUCGACAAUGAGUGCUUUUUUGGUGACGGCGAUGGUGCCGAGGAGGAGGAGGAGGAGGAUCAUGAGGAGGAGAAGGAUGACGAUGAGGAGGAGGAUGAUGAUGAUGAGGAGGCGGAGGAGGAGGAGGACGACGAGGAGGAGACCACCGAUGAGCCUCCAGCAAAGUGGUGGAGGAGGAACGAUCCUAGCUCGGGCAUCGAGGAUCUAGAUUAG